AUGCCGGACCUGAUUUUAUACCGCAAAGAUGGCGCCUGUUCCACUGCCGCCCAUAUGCUGCUCCUCGAGCUGGAGGUGCCGUUUACUGCGAUCCCCAUGAAAGAAGGACUGAACAGGUUGUACGAAGGUGCGGAUGGUACAGGCCUGACUCGUGAGGCGUUCAUCAAGAUCAGUCCGAUGGGCUACGUUCCAGCAUUGACUGUCGAUGGGGAAACCACAAUCACCGAGCUUUCAGCUGUGCUCUUCUACAUCUCCAGUUUGGCGCCAGAACGAGGCAUGACGGGGCAUGAUGCUGUGGAGAAUGCAAAAGUGCUGCAGUGGAUGUCUUGGUUGAGCACGACACUGAACGAGUACGGUUUCGCAGGAUACUGGCGGCCGAGUCGCAUGGUAGGUCUCGAAGCAUCGUCAGAGGCAGAGGAUGCGGUGAGGGCCGAGGGGAAGAAGACGAUCUUGAAGGGUUUCGACAUUCUUGAAGGCUGGCUUGACGGUACAGGCCAUGCUGUGGGAAGGCAUCUAACCGUGGUGGACUUUAUGUUACAGUAA
Molecule: messenger RNA, 543 nt
Organism: Zasmidium cellare ATCC 36951
Lineage: Eukaryota; Fungi; Ascomycota; Dothideomycetes; Mycosphaerellales; Mycosphaerellaceae
Exons: 1
Coding region: 1-543 (180 amino acids)
Source: RefSeq, a predicted model, not a curated record